AGGAGGCUGAUGUUUUCAGGACUGAACAACUGAACCUGACACAAGCUUACAUUCAGAGUUGGAUAGACGAGAGAAAAGUGAGGGUCACGAAGACCACCAAAGUGCUGUAUGGGUACAGAUAAAGGCAUCAUCUUCAAACCUCAACUGCCCCCUAAACCAAACCUGAGAGGGGGCAAAUGGCAUUCAUCCAUAAACACCAUCCAGAAAGUAGAGGCGGAAGAGGCAGACCAUCAGAUUCAGAUCCGACAAUGGGGUGAGAAUGGACUUGACACGCCUCCACAGAGCAAGCCAAUCCCUAGACCCCGUCUACACAAACCCCGCCUACUUCAGAACACCUCGUCCCGACCUGAUGAAGAUGACCCAUCUACCUCAAGCAGCCCUGCCUCAGACUAUUCUUCUGAAUCAGACAUGAUUCCGUCUGCUUGCCCACUGUCCUGCCCCUGUGUUUGUCAUUGCCAUGCCAGUAAACAUGGAUCAAUCCAUGGCCAACAUGACCUCCAUCAAUCUGAAACAUCUGAUUAUACAGACAGGGAGUAUUACAACCAUCAGCUGGACACCUGGAGCAUCAAACACCAUCAAAAACCCAGAAGAGUUCCUCCUAAUGUACCUGUUCCCCCAAGACCCCUUCCUAAAAAGCCCCAUCGGAUCAUUACAGCAGAUGAAGUGGAAACUACUGACCGUAACAUUAUGGACGGGGUUUAUGUGGACAUUGAUGUUAAAUCACAAGCAUUGGCACUGGCACACAGCCAGCCGGGUAACGAGUGUGAAUAUACAUAUUUUGAGGAGACAUCUCCUCCAUCAAAGCCUGUUCCAGCUGUGAGGACAUGCCAUAAAGAUCAGUUUCCAUCCCAGAGGCCGACUAAACAUCUGGACACUGACCGUGUGAUCUUGGACAGUCUGAAGAGUGAACUCUGCCGGAUACUAUCGAGUGAAAACCAGGAAAACGCUGAGAACAUUCCUAAGCCCAGAGCGAUGAAGAAUGCUUUCGUCAAGUUCACUCAUCAAGUAUUCUCCAAAAGCAUGUCUCAGUCCCCCAGCGAACAGAAGAGAGUACAGCUGGAUUUAGACCAAUCAGAGAACAAAAAACACACCAACGAAGGAGACCAAGACAAUGGAAUCCCAGCAGAAGAUGCACCAAGACCAGUAAAGCCCAAAAAAUCAUCUAUUAAAGACAAAUCUGAACCUGUUAUAGAGCAGAUCAUCAGGAACCUAUCAAUAUCUAAAUCAUCAAAGAUCUGGAAACUAGCAAAAUCCCCUGAACUACCCCCUAUAGCACCAGAGGAGCAGGACACUGAAGACCACUCACAGAUAAAGAGUAAUCAGAGAGAUAAUAAUAAAUCCAGCUCUGGGCUGCUGGAGAGGUUCUGGUGUGAGCGUUCGCUGGUGAAAGACAGUGGGAUCCUGGAUCAGUUCACCAAAGAGGAGAUUUUACUUCAGGAGAGUAUGUAUGAGGUGGUGAUCACUGAGCAGUCCUAUCUGGAUGGGCUGGCUGUAGCUGUGGAACAUUUCCAGGAAUGUGCAGAGCUGAAGUCGGCCAUGGAGCCCAGAGACCAAAAAGCUCUUUUCUCUGGAAUCAGCAAGAUCAGAGAGAUCAGCCAGACCUUCAUGGACGCAAUGGUGCAGAAGUUGGAGUCCAGUUUGCUGUGUAAUGCUGUCUGUGAUGUGGUGCAUCAUUACGCCAGUGGGCCGUUUGGUGUAUAUGUGGACUACAUCCGCAACAUGCCAUACCAGAAACAAACUCUAGCCAACCUGAGGAAUGAGAGUGCUGAGGUUGUGGAGAUUCUGUGUAAGCUACAGGACAACCCCUGCUGUAACCGCCUGCCCCUCGACUCCUUCCUGUCGCUGCCGUUCCAGAGGAUUCCCCGCCUCAAGAUCCUCAUGGAGACUGUCGUGAAGAGGACAGGUCUGGCGUCAGAUGUCCGAGUAAUUGCAGAAAGAGCGCUGAAGGAAAUAUCUAAGGUGGUGGAGGAGUGUAAUAGAGAGGUGGAUAAGAUGAAGAAGAUGGAGGAGCUGGUGCUCACUGCCAACAAAAUAGAGUUUGAGUACAAGGCUGUGGCUCUGGUGUCGUCUGCCCGUUGGUUGGUGAGAGAGGGGGAUGUGGUUCAGCUCUCAGUGAAGGAGAAUAUAUUUGGUCAGAAGAAGAUCUGCCCACUCCACCUCUUCCUGUUCAACGACCUGCUGCUGCUCGCCACCAGGAAGGGAUCAGACAGGUUUGUAGUGCAGGAUCAUGUUCACCGCUCUCUGGUUGAAGUGACGGCAGGAGCUGAGCUGGAUGAAGAUCUUGACGGAUGUGAUCUGAGCAGAGUGUUUCAGCUGGAUCUUGUAAAGAACCACAGAGGAACCCUGUCCCAAUACUUACUGCAGACCUCCACACAAGAACAGAGGGACAGCUGGCUGGAUGUGCUCAGUAAUCAGAAGAGUGAGGAGGAGACGGUGUAUGAAGAGUGGGAUUGCCCUCAGGUGCGCUGCAUCCAGGUGUACCAGGCCCAGCAUCCAGGUGAACUUAGUCUACAGAGGGACGAGCUACUCAACAUCGUCCAGAAAACAUCAGAUGGUUACAUGGAGGGCCAGAGGCUGCAGGAUGGGCAGAGAGGCUGGUUCCCCGAAUUCUGUGUGGAGGAGAUCUCCACUGAGCAUGUGCAAAGACGACACCUUCGAGAACGCUACAGAGUCCUGCAGGCUGCUGAUCGCAUCCUAAAGCGCUACAACACCACCAAAAACUGCCAGACCAACAUCUGCUUCAAAUAACAGCGAGAUAAUAGAUUUUGCAUCAAUUAUGGAUUUGAAAACUGAGCACUGAGCCAUAACUGUAUUAAAGGGAUGUUUCAUUCUUACAUAUAACUGUGAAAGCAUACUAUAUAGACAAAAGUAUUGGGACAGCUCAUUUUAUUCAGUACCAUUCUCACAGCUGUGUACAAUUAGUCCCCCAGCCAUGCAGACUUUAAAAACAUUAGUGAAAGAAUUGGUGGAGCUAAAGCAAUCCUGUGAGUGUAAUAUAUAUACUUAUAGUAUAUCUCUUAAAUAAAUCUCUGUGAGAACAAGUUAGACCUACAUCAUUACUCUUAUCUUCAUUAUUAUAUCUGUAUAUACUGUUUGAUUGUUGUUUUUUUUAACGCUUAAGAUUACCAUGCAUUAACUCUGGUUUUAGACCUGAUCACUUAAUGUCUUCUGAGUAUCAGGAUUAUAUGUGGAUAAGAACAAACCACUUAAAAGUACAAGUGUAAACACACCCAAAACCAGUUAAAACAGAUGCCAAUCAGGUCACUCAAACCACUUCAGAAGGUGGUCUUUUUAAAAUUUUUUAAAUUAAUUUAAAAGCCAUUUGACCAGUGGUAGGAUGGUCCCCCCUUUAAUGUGAGUCUUGGUCCUCCCAAGGUUUCUUCCUCCACUUGCAGCUCUGAGGGAGUUUUUCCUUGCCUCCGCGCUCACUGGGGGUUCUGUAUCAUGUAUGUUCUAUGUUUAAUGUUUUGCCUGAUUCUUUGUCCUGUAAUCAUGUUUCUGUAAAGCUGCUUUGUGCCAACACCAGUUGUAAAAAGCGCUAUACAAAUAAAUUUGAUUUGAUUUGAUUUGGUCUGAGACACAUUUAAAACAGAUACAAAUCUGCUCACAAAAAACACUUCAGAAGGUGGUCUGAGACGCAUUUAUAACAGGUACAAAUCCGUUCACUUAAACCAUUUCAGAAGGUGGUCUGAGACGCAUUUAUAACAGGCAGAAAUAUGAUUACCUAAACCACUUAAGAAGGUGUUCUGAGACGCAUUUAAACCAGAUACAGAUCCAUUAACUUAAACUACUUCAUGAGGUGGUCUGAGACACAUUUAUAACAGAUGCAAAUCCGAUCUCUCAAACCACUUUAGGAGGUAGUCUGAGACACAUUUAUAACAGAUACAAAUCCGAUCACUUAAACCACUUCAUGACGUGGUCUGAGACACAUUUAUAACAGAUGCAAAUUCGAUCCCUUAAACUACUUCAGAAGUUGGUCUGAGACACAUUUAAAACACAAAUCUACUUUGUCCUACAGAGCAAUUGGAUUUGGGUCUGUUAACUCUGGAUGCAUUUUGCUACCAAGUGUAAACACAUAUGGUUAAAAUCUUAUUGGGAUACAAUCUAGAUACUAGUCACAAAGUGACCAGGUGUAAACAGGUCCUCAGUCUGUCUGCAUGGAUACUCAACUGAUUUAUUACAGAUUGUACAGUAAAAAAACACUAGGAAGUUUAUAAAGUUUAAUAUUUGUUUUUAAAUGUAAAAUUCAUGCUGGUCUCAUGAAUUUUCAUAUUAUUUAUAUAUGUAUUAUUUUUAAA
Astyanax mexicanus (Mexican tetra) is the source of this 4298-nucleotide messenger RNA. RefSeq names its product ephexin-1. Gene Ontology annotation, biological process: activation of GTPase activity. NCBI's taxonomy places the organism in Eukaryota, Metazoa, Chordata, Actinopteri, Characiformes, Acestrorhamphidae. The coding region runs from base 109 to 2748 and encodes 879 amino acids. The record is from RefSeq and is a predicted model, not a curated record. Gene Ontology annotation, molecular function: guanyl-nucleotide exchange factor activity; protein binding. The transcript is spliced from 14 exons.